This is a messenger RNA of Penicillium nucicola, 999 nucleotides long. Its product is annotated as ketopantoate reductase family protein. The transcript has a single exon. Gene Ontology annotation, biological process: pantothenate biosynthetic process. Lineage: Eukaryota; Fungi; Ascomycota; Eurotiomycetes; Eurotiales; Aspergillaceae. The record is from RefSeq and is a predicted model, not a curated record. Gene Ontology annotation, molecular function: 2-dehydropantoate 2-reductase activity. Gene Ontology annotation, cellular component: cytoplasm. Bases 1 to 999 code for a protein of 332 amino acids.
AUGGCCAAGCAACCCAAUGUCCUCUUGUUCGGUGCUGGCAGUAUUGGUGCGGUUUACCUCCACCACCUCCUCCACGCCGGUUGCACUGUCACUGCAGUAUGUCGCUCGAACUAUACAGCAGUCCAAGAAAAGGGCUUCAGAUUGCAGAGUAAGCGAUAUGGCGAUGUGGAAUAUAAGCCAGACAGUCUCAUCCGCUCUGCCGCCGAAUGCCCUCCGGGCUGUUUUUACGACUAUAUUGUGGUGACCACCAAGUCACUUCCAGGAAGCAAGAUCUCGACCAUGGAUAUGAUCCGACCUGCGGUGGGAAACCACGACGAAACAGCGAUUGUGUUAUGUCAAAAUGGAAUCGACAUUGAGGAUGAGGCCGCCCAAGCCUUUCCGAACAAUCCAAUCCUGAGCGGAGUCAUUUACCUUCCUGCCACACAGACAAGUCAAGGAAUCAUCCACCAUCCGGAGAUGCUCGAUCUUCUGGAAUUGGGUACAUUCCCUGCGAAGGCACCAGCCUCUCAUAAGAAAGCUGCUGUCGACUUCGCUGAAUUAAUGAUGAAUGGAGGUGGAGAUGUUAAAGUCCAUGAUGAUAUUCAGGUGGCCCGUUGGUCGAAAUUGUUGCUGAAUGCAUCUUGGAAUCCCAUUUGUGCUCUGACACUCUGUACAGAUGGUGACUUCCUACUUUCUUCAUCUCCCUUUGCGCAUGACCUUGUUUGGGGGCUGAUGAUGGAGAUUGUGGAGCUGGCUCGCACAAUUGGGAUACCAGGAGUGGAUGAGAAAACGGCCGAAGAGAAACUGAUGAUUGCCAAGAGAAGAGCUAGUACUGGGACGGGUCGAGAAAUGAGCAUGCUGCAGGAUAUCCGACAGGGAAGGCUGUUUGAGGUCGAGGCCAUCAUUGGAAAUGCCCUACGUCUGGGUCAGAAAUGGGGAGUCAAGAUGCCGAGGUUGGAAACUGUUUAUGCAUUGGCAAAAGGGCGGUAUGAAGCACUAGUUAAGGAGCAGAUUGGCUAG